Messenger RNA from Pseudocercospora fijiensis CIRAD86, 789 nucleotides. RefSeq lists its product as uncharacterized. The transcript has 8 exons. NCBI's taxonomy places the organism in Eukaryota, Fungi, Ascomycota, Dothideomycetes, Mycosphaerellales, Mycosphaerellaceae. The record is from RefSeq and is a predicted model, not a curated record. The coding region runs from base 1 to 789 and encodes 262 amino acids.
AUGUCAGGUGGGCUGAUGACGAGGGUGCUGCUGGCGGGGAAGAAAGUGCUUGGAAUGGGCCCGACUCACCUGCUUGAAGCGGAUGAAAGUCGAGCUCGAUGGUGCUGCCGGUCGAUGGUCGACGGUGACGAGAAUGCAGAUGUCGGCGAGAAGGAGCGGUAUGUCAACGGCGAAUGCACGAAAGAAGAAAAAGCAGAAGUGGAGAUGAGAGAAAGAAGAGCAGAAGGUCGAGCAGAGAAAGGUCGGUGUUGCCAGCAGCAGAGUUUCGCACUAGUCCGUACGGUGAAGCUCAGAAGUCACGGUUUCUGCGGUAGGAAUGAAUGCCGUCGGCGUCAAUGGGAGGUGGUGAGCGUGUUGGGCGGCAGUCGAGUCGCGUGGCUCUUAUUUGCUGAAAUCGAUGAUCAAACGCCGUCAACUGAGGCACCCGCAGAGCGCAAAUGCGACGCUGGUCUCGCUCCCACGAGUCGCUGCUACUCUCCGGCCAAUUCCGUGCGUAUCGCCAGAUGCAAUAACGAUGCUGGGUCGGUGGAAGGUAUGGAGUGCACGCCCGCACUCAGAUGGAGUGCUUCAGGGGCCGGGAGGUGCGAUGCAACGGUGAUGGCAGAGGGAUGGUGCUGGCGAUGGGCGGGUGAUCAAGAGGCUCAAUGGCUUGGGAAUGAUAGAUCAAUGGCGCAGAGGGAUGUGCCGGAUGGCAUCAGAGCAAAACGGCAUCAGGCUCGAGGGCGAGGCGGAGCGGUUUUGUUAUGGCCUGCAGUCAACGGCUCGACCUCCCUGCCGCCUUUGUUCUAA